GCGAUCCCGUCAUUCAGGUAGUGGAGUAGUAAGCUAUGGCGUCCGGAGCUGAAGAGUCGCAGGGCGGCCACGACGCUGAACUGGACGAAUUACUGGACAGUGCACUGGAUGACUUUGAAAAGCAGUCUGCGCCACCUGAACCUAAAGCUCCUUCCUCCUCAUCCAGUCAUGAAGCAGAGAAGGUUGAUGCUCUGCCGCCACUGCUCGAGGACAGCAAGCUUUUCGAGAAGCUCUUCGAGGGCGACAUGGCGGCCCAGGCCCAGCAGGAGUGGGAGAAAGCCAUGACGGAGCUGGCCCAGGAUGAACCCGACCUGCUCCAACACUUUCAUAAACUCUCCGAGGCCGCCGGCAAAGUUGGCACUGACACAGCCUCUCAGCAAGAGUUCACCUCCUGCCUCAAAGAUACUCUCCGUGGCCUCGCCAAGAAUGCCGACAACCUGCAGUCUUCUGGCCUGGCCGGAGAUGAUCUAGUCAAGGCCCUGGAAGGCUUGGGUUUGGAUGAGGGUGGCGAAGGUGGCGAAGGCAAGGACGCCAACAUCCUUCCCAUCAUGCAAUCCAUCAUGCAGAAUCUCCUCUCCAAAGAGGUGCUCUACCCGUCCCUCAAGGAGAUCACCACUAAGUAUCCAGAGUGGUUGGAGGCCAACAGGUCUAGCCUGAGCCCAGAAGACGUGCAGCGCUACGAGCAGCAGGCCAAGGUCAUGGGAGAAAUCUGCCAGCGCUUUGAGAAGGAGGAAGACGGUGACAAGGUCUUUGAAAGCAUCAUGGACCUCAUGCAGAAGCUGCAGGACCUUGGACAACCACCGAAAGAGCUCGCAGGCGAUGCCCCUCCUGGCUUCAACUUCGAUAUGGACUCCCUCAACCUCCCUGGGGGCCUCGGGGGGGCCGGGGCGGCCGAGCAGUGCUCCAUAAUGUGAGGAGGCGGCGGCUCGACCCCGGCCGCAGAGACGGCCUCACCCACUGAGAGUGGGUGGCGGCAGUGUGGCGCUCAAGUCGUCCACGCUCGCCCUCGCGUCCCAAACACGCAGACAGAUGUGGACGACGAGGUUGCGAAAUUCCAGCAAACACUCGAGAUUUGAACAUCUCGGCGUUCCUUUUUUCAUCCAGCUCUUUAAUUUUAACUGCAUUCCCACCUCCAUAAUGUUGGUACUGCACCCUCUCUGUCGGAUAGAUAAACCUCCUGCUACCUGUAAACCUCUAUAACCCACCACCCCGGGUCAAUUUGACAGAAAUUAUACGAUUGUGUCAAAAACAAAACAAAAAAAUAUCCCAUUAUACAUUGUUUAGAUAUCACGAUGAACUCCAUUACUAACCAUUUCAGUGAAUAUUUAGUGCAUUACCUCUCACAGAUCCCAGUAAUGCUUAGAUGAGGCUCAUACACUCAUUUUUCAGGUUAAAGCUUUUUAAUUAGGUACAAACGUAUUUGUAAUAUGUGGUGAUUACACUUAUUAAGCCAGCGUUUCAUACUGAAAGACUAUUUUUAUGAACUUGUAUUUGUGUAUGUUUAAGCCGCCUGCUAAUUAAAAGAAGAAAA
This is a messenger RNA of Phycodurus eques (leafy seadragon), 1531 nucleotides long. RefSeq names its product peroxisomal biogenesis factor 19 (gene pex19). NCBI's taxonomy places the organism in Eukaryota, Metazoa, Chordata, Actinopteri, Syngnathiformes, Syngnathidae. Gene Ontology annotation, biological process: protein import into peroxisome membrane. The record is from RefSeq and is a predicted model, not a curated record. The coding region runs from base 36 to 914 and encodes 292 amino acids. The transcript has 8 exons. Gene Ontology annotation, cellular component: peroxisome; peroxisomal membrane.